AUGGAUAUCCGCCACCUCGGGGGAAGCGGGUUACUGUUACUAUGUUCUUUGGCCUUGAGCAUUUCCACACUUCCGCCGAUCCCAUCAGCUGUCUAUAGGCACCUCAGCAACUGGUGGAUGCGCGAGGAUCGAACGAGCCUGUCUGGCAUUGCUGAUAAAGCCUGCGAAAGACUCCUGCCGCAGCAGCCAAAACAGAAAUUUUUAGAAAACAAAUCACCAAUUCAAAAUACAGCAGUGAGCCAUCAAACAGCAAGCCCUAUAGCGGCGACAGAAAGUCCUGACCAAUUUUCACCACUGCCCGAAAGUGAAAAACUUGCAACUACAUCUAUCCAGACAAACUGCUCUCAACACGCGAACGAGAAGGGCAGGACAACUGCCCAAGGCUAUCCCGUUUCACAUAAGGGCAAUUUACCUGUUGGCGAGUGGAAUUAUGCUAACUAG
Messenger RNA from Coccidioides immitis RS, 441 nucleotides. RefSeq lists its product as uncharacterized. The transcript has 2 exons. Bases 1 to 441 code for a protein of 146 amino acids. Lineage: Eukaryota; Fungi; Ascomycota; Eurotiomycetes; Onygenales; Onygenaceae. The record is from RefSeq and is a predicted model, not a curated record.